AUGAGUCUUAAUCCUCCCCCUGGUUUCAUCAAGGGCGUUAAGGGAGCACUGGCAAUGAACUCGCCAAGAACUGCUGGACAUUUUCCGUCCAACCAUAGGUUAACUACCCCUGCCAUAGACUGUAAUAAGUCAUCAGCAACCGCAGCUGCUGGACCACUAAGCGCAUACAGAAAGUGUUGUGCGCGAAGUCCAUCUCGUCCACAUGAGGUUGUUUUUAUUGUAGAAGUUAGCGAAACGAAAACAUUUUUCGGAGCUACAACUAAUAUAAGUGUACAUGGGCUCGAACUAAAUAACAACGAGUUCAGCUCUGCACAAAUUUGGAUACAAAAUGGUCCAGAUGAAGAAAUGAGUAUCAUUGGGUUUGGUUGGAUGGAUGACAGUCACAAACAAACAGGUUGCUUUAAUGUAAUUUGUUCUGGGUUUGUUCAAGUUCACCGUGGCGUCUCUCUUGGUGCAGCUUUAGAACCGGUAUCAGUUUAUGGAAAAGAUGCAUGGUAUACACCUUUCAAAGUAUACCAGGAUCCAAAAACUGGCAACUGGUGGUUGAUUGUUGACGAAAUUGUUGGAUAUUGGCCAAAGGAAAUCUUUACACAUUUAGCAAACAAUGCCUCAAUGGAUUAUCUGAAAACAACCUAUAUGGAAAAAAUGAAAUAUGUCAACGAAGAAGGACAAGAUGUUAACUUAAACUCAUAUGGAGUACAAAUGAAGCAGGAUGCAGCAGUAGAUUGUUACAAGAUUUUGUUCGCUGGUAAUAAAGGAGGGAACUGGGAGGUAACAGUGGCAUUUGGGGGACCUGGUGGUAUGUGUCCGUAG
Messenger RNA from Papaver somniferum (opium poppy), 813 nucleotides. RefSeq lists its product as uncharacterized. The record is from RefSeq and is a predicted model, not a curated record. NCBI's taxonomy places the organism in Eukaryota, Viridiplantae, Streptophyta, Magnoliopsida, Ranunculales, Papaveraceae. The transcript is spliced from 5 exons. Bases 1 to 813 code for a protein of 270 amino acids.